CCGUUUGUUUUUAUAAAACCCAAAUUCGUACGUACCAUUGAUGAUAUAGAAACGUAUACUUUUUCCUUAAAACCUCUCCGUAGCAAAUUCUAAGUAUUUCACAACCAUGGACGAACACAAACCAGACAUCCUCUCUAGCUUACCGUUAGAGCUUCUCCUCCGCAUCAUCAGCUUCCUCCCUUUUGAAUCAGCAAGACUUAUCCCUUUCGUCUCCACACGGUAUAGGUCCGUUUGGAACCAAGCCCUGCUCGUUGCUAACAGCCGGAACGGCUCCAUCGAAGACAUAUUUCACGCCGUCUUACGCUUCAUCAACAACUUCGACGAACACGACCCGUCUAAAAACACACGGAAGCAUGAGUUUCACGUUGACAAGUCAACCUUCGUGUCCACAAUUCUCGCACCUCAUAACGUCUUGCAUAUGAGAUUCUUCUUCUCUGAUGGUUUCAAGGAAGAAGAAAGCUUUUGCUGGCGUCUUGAGAUAAACGAUCAGAUGCCAAGAUCUGUCGACUCAAGCGGUUUCUUGGUGAAGACGCUUUGUUUAGACUCGGUGAACUCAUUAACCCACGAGGUUGUUUCCUCCAUGGUUUUGGAUUUUUCUUUACUUGAGAAUCUCAAGAUUUGUGGUUGCAAGGGAGUGACUUCUCUCACAAUUGAUUCACAAACUAACCUUCUUCACUUAUCUAUCUCGGAUUGCCCCAAGCUGAGAUAUCUCGGUAUUAGAUCAGUUAAGCUUAAAACCCUUCAUUACCAGGGAUUCCUACCGUUGAUCAAGAUCCAUGAACAUUUCAACUUGACCAAUGCUAUUUUCGACGUAAGACAGGGCCCAUGCGUUUACAACAAUGCUUUAGACAUCGGUCCUCUCUUGCUCAUCAUCAAGAACUCUCAAGCCCUUACAAUUUGCAGAUGGAUGUUCGAGGAGCUUUUCAAACCGUGCAUAUCAUCAUCUUGGAGAUCAUUCCAGUUCUACAAACUACACGAACUGCGGUGGAUUGAUAAUUCGAUGAACCAAGAAAACAUUAAUUUCCUGAUAUCAUUUCUCAAACUGUGUCCUUCAAUUGAACGCCUCUUCAUUACUAUCGAUUUGAAUACUUAUAGUUCAAAAAGAGUUAGUGUUGAUGCUGACCAUGGAAGCGAGCAAGCAAGAGUACUAAGGAACUUGAAGUUGGUCAAACUGGAAGGUUCAAAGAGUGAAGACGAAAAUCAUGAUCAACUGAUAUUGGCUCUGCAACAGAUAGUCCAAAUCGACCAGCCUCUGCUUGUGCUGUCUUCUUUUUCAAGAGACUGACUCUGGUUUCGAAUGGGAAAGAUUAUGUCUAAAGAUACACGCAUGCACAUGUUUUAAUAAAAUCUGCUGUCAUUUUAACGCGUGACUACCUAUUUCUUGCUGUACAAGAAACCCUCUCUUUAGGAUUAGCCGAUUCAAGCUUUUUUCACCAAUACGUAUUAAUCUAAUGUUUUUACUAUGAUUAUUUACUUGAAAGCUACAUUAAUAUGAUUUUCGCAAGUAUAUGCA
Molecule: messenger RNA, 1513 nt
Organism: Capsella rubella
Lineage: Eukaryota; Viridiplantae; Streptophyta; Magnoliopsida; Brassicales; Brassicaceae
Product: F-box protein At2g39490
Exons: 3
Coding region: 107-1285 (392 amino acids)
Molecular function (GO): protein binding
Source: RefSeq, a predicted model, not a curated record